Messenger RNA from Durio zibethinus, 1016 nucleotides. RefSeq names its product putative EG45-like domain containing protein 1. Gene Ontology annotation, biological process: systemic acquired resistance. NCBI's taxonomy places the organism in Eukaryota, Viridiplantae, Streptophyta, Magnoliopsida, Malvales, Malvaceae. Gene Ontology annotation, cellular component: cell wall; apoplast. The record is from RefSeq and is a predicted model, not a curated record.
CUGUCCUGAUUUCCUAGUAAUUGGUAAAACAUUGGAUUACAUGUCCUUCAUUUGUGUCAAAUUUUGUUAUGCCACAUUUUGAUCCAAUUGGUAAAUACUUUUUACAACAGGAUAGGAUACAAGGAAAUUAUGGAAAGAUUUUAAACAGUUUGGAAAUUCAUUUCUCCUAAAUGAAUAAAAGGAAAUUAUGGUAAGUAACCAAAUAGAAAAAUUGGUAUGAAUUUCAUUUCAUGAUAUACUUUCCUACAAUAACUCAGAAAUGACACAGGCAAUUAGGCCUAUGCAAUUGGAAAUGCCCAUGCAGGCGGUUACAGUACUCACAACACUAACAACCUGAAAAUCAGAAACUAAGCACGAGUACUGUUUUCCAUUAAAAGCAAGCCAAUGGAGAAGACUACUCUGAUUUUUGUUGGUAUCGUAGCCUGCCUCAUCUCCAUUGCUUCAGCAACACCAGGAAUUGCCACCUUUUACACAAACUAUGUUCCUUCUGCGUGGUAUGGAAACUAGGAUAGUGGUAACAUGAUUGCGGCAGCUGGUGAUACUCUGUGGAAUAAUGGGGCAGUGUGUGGAAAAUUUUUCACUGUCACAUGCACAGGCGCCCGAAAUGCCGUGCCACAUCCAUGCACAGGCAAGAGUGUAACCGUGAAGAUCGUGGAUCACUGUCCUGGAUGCCCUUCAACCAUUGACCUCUCUCGGGAAGCCUUCACUCAGAUUGCCAACCCCGUCGCCGGUAUCAUUAACAUUGACUACAAGCAGUAAGCAACUAAGCGUAGCACAUUUCCUUGAAGUUUUUUUUUUUUUUAAUGCAAUAUAUAACAUAUGAUUUUGUUUUGUGGUUUUGCAGGAAUUGAAAAUUUUUUGCAUACAGAGACUGAAGUUUAGUCAUAAAUGUUUAUUGUAAUAAAAUAAUGUCUGUUUUGUAAUAAAUUUCAUAGCAGUAAUAGUGAGGUGAAGAAAUUAAGCUUGAAGUACCUCUUGAUGCUAUAUAUAUCCCCAUCAUUUGAGAAAAUUAAAUU